UUCUUUGGGUGAGGUCUGCAACACAUUGUUCCAGUGAGCGUGACUCAUUACCUGUGUCAGUAUUUAAAUAUCUUCCACAACUGCAUUUAAGUGGAAGGACAGGAGAGAGGCUCUUUAAGUCGCAUAGACGUUCACGCAACCAUACUGUUCAACUGAGAGGUCCUGUGGUUUUUAAGGUCCCUCGUUAUCUGCAAUCAUGAUCAAAUUGAUAAGUGUUGUCAUUGUUGCAGGAUUGUUCAUUGAAAGCAACCAGCAGAAACUCGCCAGCCUCCUUCCAGCGAAGCCAGGAUGGCCCUGCUACUAUCCCACCCACAUUCAAUGCUGGACAGACUGGUUUGACCGAGAUGACCCCACUGGAACCGGAGACUGGGAAGCCCUAAACAAUCUUCGCAAUGAGAACCCAGGAAAGAUCUGCCCUAAACCAGUAGAUAUUGAGGCCCAAACUCUAACUGGACUCAGUGUGGCUGCAACAGGGGAUGUGAUUUAUAAAAGUGACACAUAUGCAGGAUUCAUCUGCAGAAACGAGGACCAAACCAAGACGAAGAUGUGUAGCGAUUAUCGCGUUCGUUUCAGCUGCCAUCCCCCUUUCUGUGGUGGAGGAGUGUGCUGGACCAAGUGGUAUGACCGGGACGAUCCCAGUGGAACAGGAGACUGGGAGCUUUUGAGUAACCUGAGGACAGAAAACCCAGGACAAAUCUGUGCAACACCUCUGUACAUUCAGGCUGUUACCACUGACACAAUGACGCCAGCCAUCGCCACAGGGGAGAUCCUCCAUAUCCUCAAUCCAACUCAGGGAUUUGUUUGCCGCAAUAUGGACCAGAAAUCUGGCACGUGCCGUGACUACAAAGUUCGGUUUGGGUGCCCGUGCUAGGAUUAAGCCCUGACGCCACAACAAACACUGACACGGAUAAGAAGAGACAACAUUCACAGUUUUAUCAUUUGUUUUGGUCUGAUUUUUCUUUCCUGUUAUAUUGUACUUCUUAGGCAUUUUUCACAGCAGAUAUUUUGACUUGUAGGAAAAGCAAAGAUGUUGCUAGUAACAUUAACGAUGGUUCUGUUCUAUUCAAGUGUCCCAGCGAGCCUUCAUUUGUGAUACCAGGACCCUGAAGCCUAUGUGCAGCUCAAUGGAAUCCAGCCAUAGUUGAUUGUAUUAUUAACAUCUGUGCUUUUACCAUGCCAACAUGUCUUCUGUGGAAAAAAUACCUAUCAUGUGCUUUAUCAGUCUAUCUUUUCUCUUUUUUUCUAGUGAUUAUGAAAUCAUUAUCUUGUAUUGUAGGAAAUUAAUCAACAGUAAAUAGCAAUAAAACUGCUUAUAAACUGCAAA
Messenger RNA from Sebastes umbrosus (honeycomb rockfish), 1324 nucleotides. RefSeq lists its product as uncharacterized. The record is from RefSeq and is a predicted model, not a curated record. Bases 197 to 871 code for a protein of 224 amino acids. The transcript has 9 exons. NCBI's taxonomy places the organism in Eukaryota, Metazoa, Chordata, Actinopteri, Perciformes, Sebastidae.